GGCACGGCAGAGCAGCUCGUGGCCAAUGGCGCGUGAGCUCCGCCGAGAGUAAUGUUAGUGAGCUGAAGACUGAAGACACUGCGUAUCGCCCGUGUUCCUCACACAGCCAUUGCAGAGCAUUGAGAUCCAGCCACAGUCACUAGAUCCAGUUGCCAAGAUGGGGAAAGAUCCUUGUAAGCCGAGGGGGAAGAUGUCCUCCUACGCCUAUUUUGUCCAAACCUGUCGAGAGGAGCAUAAGAAGAAGCACCCAGACGCUUCUGUUAACUUUGCGGAGUUCUCCAAGAAAUGCUCUGAACGGUGGAAGACAAUGUCUUCCAAGGAAAAGGGCAAGUUUGAGGACAUGGCCAAACAGGACAAGGCCCGUUAUGAACGUGAAAUGAUGAACUACGUCCCACCAAAGGGCAGCAAGAAGAAGAAGUUCAAGGACCCCAACGCCCCCAAGAGACCCCCAUCUGCCUUCUUCAUCUUUUGCUCCGAGUUUCGUCCCAAAGUGAAGGGUGAGAAUCCAGGGCUGACUAUCGGUGAUGUGGCCAAAAAGCUGGGAGAGAUGUGGAACAGCACUGCUGCUGAGGACAAGCAGCCCUAUGAGAAGAAGGCCCUCAAACUGAAGGAGAAGUAUGAGAAGGACAUCGCCGCUUACCGUGCUAAGGGCAAGACUGGGGGUGCUCCUCCAGCCAAAGCUCCCAAAACGGAGAAGAAAGAGGACGAUGAUGAUGAUGAUGAUGAAGAUGAUGAAGAAGAUGAAGAGGAUGAGGAAGAUGAUGAGUAGAGCACCCCCUCAUGGUCAUUUGUUUAUAAAGCAUUUAACCCCCUUGUACACUUCACUUACUGAAAUACAUUAGUAACUUUGGAGGGGGUAAUGGAAAAAAAAUACAAAAAAAAGGCUGUGUAUAUCGGUUGUUUUUAUGCUGUACAGUUUUUUUCUCCUUUUUUGUAUAGUUAACACUACACAGGUUUUGUGUCUUAUUUUCCCAGUGGUAGAUAUUAGACCACUGUUCCGCCCAGUACAGUGUAAAGUGGGGCGGGCAAACAGUACUAUAUACCCUAUAGCUCUAGAGGUGCACUGCACAUAAAAAUACUUAGAUAAUCUGAGUGGUUUCUUUAUUUUUCCUUUUUGUGUGUUUGUUAUUUUAAAUGACAUGUUAUCAGAAAUUGACGUAUCACCAUUGUUUUACUGAUCUUUAUGUACCACUGUAAUAGCAGAAGAAAGCCUUGUUUAUUGUUGAAAUUUAAAUUGCUUCUGAUGUCAAUAAACAUUUUUUUU
Periophthalmus magnuspinnatus is the source of this 1264-nucleotide messenger RNA. Its product is annotated as high mobility group protein B1-like. Gene Ontology annotation, biological process: regulation of transcription by RNA polymerase II. Gene Ontology annotation, molecular function: DNA binding, bending. The record is from RefSeq and is a predicted model, not a curated record. The transcript has 5 exons. Lineage: Eukaryota; Metazoa; Chordata; Actinopteri; Gobiiformes; Gobiidae. Gene Ontology annotation, cellular component: nucleus. The coding region runs from base 158 to 769 and encodes 203 amino acids.